Messenger RNA from Leptinotarsa decemlineata (Colorado potato beetle), 2450 nucleotides. RefSeq lists its product as uncharacterized. The record is from RefSeq and is a predicted model, not a curated record. Lineage: Eukaryota; Metazoa; Arthropoda; Insecta; Coleoptera; Chrysomelidae. Gene Ontology annotation, molecular function: protein binding.
UAUUCUGAGUCAACAUUUAUGACAAACGGAUAAUUUCUAAUCUGUUGAUAAAAAUGAAACUCAUACACUCAGUUAAAGUUUGCCAAACUAACUUGGUAGUUACGUUUUCAUACUAACAUUUCAAACUAGUUAUUUUCAUGAAAAUGGUGAAACGAAUUCUCAAAAGGUUCAUGUGGGAUUUAAAAAUUAUUUUCUUCUGUUAUUAUCUACUGGAACCCUGUGCUGGACUUGACUGCGAAGAAUCUGCUGCAACUGAACAACAACGUAAAAUUAAUUAUGGUUAUUACAACUCCUAUUCAUAUGUUACAAUAGUACAUAAUAUUACAUUGCAAUGCUCAGGAGUCACAUUACCAUUACCACAUAGAGCUUUUGAACAUAAUUGCGAUAACUGUCCUCGUGUUAUGAAAAUUGUAUCUUCGAAUCUUCCAGUAAUACCUUCAGCAGCAUUUUCGAAAUAUUCCACAACAUCAAUUCUUCAUAUGGAAAGACUAUAUAUAGGAAAGCUAUCACCAGGAGCUUUCAACUCUCUAUACUCUCUCAAAGAAGUGUACCUUAGUGAAAAUAACAUUACUGAAUUGAGCCCAGGAAUUUUCAACUCCUUAUCCGAGCUUCAAAUUUUAGAUUUAUCAAAAAAUGAUCUGAAAACAUUGGGACCCAGUUGCUUGACUGGAGCAAUCAAUUUAAUAUCAUUGAAUUUAUCUUUGAAUUCUUUGAAAAGUUUUGACGAACUGGUUUUGGAUCAAAACAUCAUCAAACUUGAAUAUAUUGAUUUGAGUUUCAAUCAAAUAACCGAAAUUAAUAUAAGAAGUAUUCGACAUAAGAUUGAUAACAUAGAUUUGAGCUGGAACCAAAUCACUAACAUAGAUUUUUGUAUCAAUGGUUUUAAAAGUAUCACUGUCAGCAAAAAUCGGUUAAAGUCGAUUGGAAAAAAUAAUUGCUCGAAUGUGACUUCCAGAGUCAUCAAUUUUGAUUUGAGUUAUAAUAUCAUUUCUGAAUUAUUCUCAGAUACUUUUGAACAUUUAAAUACACUCAAAAUAUUGAAAUUGGAACAUAACAAUAUAUCUUCUCUCCCGAUCGGACUGUUUUCAGACUUGUCUAGUCUAAUAAAUUUGAAUCUAUCCAACAAUAAACUGGAACAAUUUUAUCAUGGAACUUUCGAAAAUUUGAAAAAUUUACAAAUCUUAGACAUAUCAAAUAACAAAAUCACAGACGUAAAAAGAUACUUGCAUUCUUUGGCGAAUAUGAAUGAGUUGUAUAUUCAACAAAAUAAAUUAUUUCAUUUGGAUUCAGAACAAAUAAUCGCAGACUCACCGCAUGUAUCAAAAAUUUCUCUGGGUGGCAAUAACUUCACCUGUGACGAUCUCAUUGAAAUAAUACAUUACUUCAGAAGUAAAAGUGUUAUUGUUGCAUAUGGAAGCGUCAGAAACUCCUCCAACAUUCAAGGUAUUCCCUGUUUUGAUAACUCGAAUUUUCCUCCAGAGUUUUCACAAAACUCUGAUUCAAAUACAGAAAAGAAUUUAUUGAAUAAAGUCCUGCCGAAUGAAGAUUAUAAAACAACUAUCAUGUACGAUUACUUUAAUGAAGGUUUCAAGAACAGUAAUUUUUACAGGUAUUUAGAGUCUAUGAAAGAACAUAAAUUACUGAACUUCAGUGAUUCUAAAAUCUAUUCUUUCUUUAACAAUGGCUUCGAAAACUCCAAGUUUUACAGAUAUCUUGAAAAUCUGAAAAAUGUUGAGAAUUUUACUGUUGAAUUCAAUGAAGGUAUAUACGAAUAUUUUGAUAAGGACUUUAAAAAUAGUGGUUUCGUUAAAUAUCUAGAGAAUAUAAAAAAUUAUCAUAAUAUCUCAUUGACAGGGAUUUCAAAUAAUGCAAUGAAACAAGAAUAUGGUGAAGACUUCAUUAGAGAUAAAUUACAGAAAUAUCUAGGAGGUCUCCAAAUAAACCAAACAACUCCAAACUCGUCGGAAUAUAUUUAUGGUGAUACAUUUUGUCCGGAAUUCGAGAAAGUGGAAGUGAGAGAAAUAUUGUUGAUAGUAACAAUAUUAGUUUUGAUAAUAAUAGCCACCAUUUUGAUUAUUUUGACAUAUAUUGUUUAUAACAGUUUGAAUAAAAUGAAAAACACUAACGAACGAAUGGAACUUCUUAACGCCUAAUGUUGCUAAUAUGCUAACAAGAUCACAUAAAAAUCAGUUUCGAAAGCACUUUUAUUCGAAACAACAGAAUGUUUCUUCAAUAUUUACAAAUGUAGCAGAUAUCUCGAGAGAGCUUUUUGGUCAUCAGAAUGUUUGUCUUCAAUUUCGAAUUUGAAAUUUGUCAUAUGGACUUUCCUAACAACGACUAGGUACUUCACUUUUUAUUUCAAGGGCUAAUUGUUAACAGAAAACUGUUCAAUAGAGGGUGUUUGAAAUGUGAAAUUCCGUAUUAUGAAAAUAAAAUAUAAUUUGAAAUUA